GAGCAGCUAGCUCAAUUUCAUGGCUGAACAGGCAGCUGACAUUCCAGUUAGUUACAGCAGCUCCUCCACUUCACCAACCAGCAGCAUCUGGGAGAGCCAACAGAUCAUGCAAAUCCACGCACCACUCCCCUCAUGGAGCCCCCACAACGGCACGCUCCUUGUCGCCGCUACCACUGACCCUGUAGCCUUCUCCAUGGUCCCUUCGUCAUCGUCCCGCUCGCACCUGCCGAGCGGGCAUCUAUGGAAUAACACUGUCCUCAAUACCAGAGCUCAUGGGAGCAGCAGUGAGCAUGGUGGGGGCAACGGCCAUGGAAAGGACUUUCUUUCCUUGCUUGAAGCGAGGAAGGUGAUGCCAGAGAUGCUCGAUGAUUUCCCCGCUGCGGCAUGCGACUACCUCAAAGGCAUGGACAGUGGUGACUACAGCAGCAUGGCCGGAUCAUCUACCUACGGUUUGGACAGCAGUGGCCCAUACACUGGCUCCAGUCCUCCGCUCACCAGGCAUGACGAGGUUCUGAAAUCUCCACCAGUGUACCUGGGGAACAGUACUUUGGUGCAAGGGAGCGUGAUGGGCUUCAUGCCAAGCCAGAAUCAUGAGGUACAACAAGAUGGUGACCAGCAGCAGGAGCUUGGAGCUCCCACUGGGACAUUUCUGCACCAAAUGAUUCCUAGUAGUGGUGCGAUUCAUGGAAGCUCUCUGGGUUAUUCUGGCUCUGGGAAUGAAAGGGUUUUUCAUGAGUCCGGAGAAAUGCAGGUUUCUUUUGAUGCUUUGAGUUCGUUGGAUGCUAUCUCUUUUAGUGGCUACAGAUCAAACAAAGAAUUGACACAUAGCAGUCAAUAUGAGCAACAUACUAUAUCGGUGCAGCCAAAGGCAAGGACUAGUAGUAGAAGUGCAAGUGGCGCUGCAGGUGAUCCUAAGAAGAGAAAAUCAGAAGAAAAUUUGGGAGGCAAUGGAAAGAAGUCGAAGCAAGAUACUUCAAUUACGUCACCUCCCAAGGCAGAAGUGCCUAGCGUGAAGUUGGGAGAGAGGGACAAGAUCAUAGCAUUGCAGCAGACCAUCUCACCGUAUGGAAAGUUGCAUUUUGUCAGACGGAUAGGGCAUCAGUGUUGUCUGAAACCAUCAAGCACAUCGAAUAUCUACAUGAGCAAAUACAGUUACUUAGUGAACCCUACAUGGAGCAUAUCACAAAUAAGGCGCCCUUUCAAUGGGGAGGUAAAGAGGAGCAGAAGGCAGAGCAUGAUUUGAGAGGUAGAGGGCUGUGCUUGGUUCCUGUUUCGUGCACCCCACAAGUUUUCCAGGGUAAUAGCCUGCCGGAUUGCUGGAUGCCGGCGUACAAGAGCCCCCUUUACCGAUGAUCUCGACAGUUGCGUGUUUUGCUCAUCAGCCUGUGAUUGUGACACUGACGGAUUGGUUGGGCCGUUAAUGGGAAGCCGAUU
Lolium rigidum is the source of this 1434-nucleotide messenger RNA. RefSeq names its product transcription factor bHLH110-like. Gene Ontology annotation, biological process: regulation of transcription by RNA polymerase II. Gene Ontology annotation, cellular component: nucleus. Gene Ontology annotation, molecular function: protein dimerization activity; RNA polymerase II cis-regulatory region sequence-specific DNA binding; DNA-binding transcription factor activity, RNA polymerase II-specific. The transcript has 7 exons. The coding region runs from base 20 to 1243 and encodes 407 amino acids. Lineage: Eukaryota; Viridiplantae; Streptophyta; Magnoliopsida; Poales; Poaceae. The record is from RefSeq and is a predicted model, not a curated record.